Molecule: messenger RNA, 1275 nt
Organism: Anopheles funestus (African malaria mosquito)
Lineage: Eukaryota; Metazoa; Arthropoda; Insecta; Diptera; Culicidae
Gene: PTPMT1
Product: phosphatidylglycerophosphatase and protein-tyrosine phosphatase 1
Exons: 4
Coding region: 449-1042 (197 amino acids)
Biological process (GO): protein dephosphorylation
Molecular function (GO): phosphatidylinositol-4,5-bisphosphate 5-phosphatase activity; phosphatidylglycerophosphatase activity; protein tyrosine/serine/threonine phosphatase activity
Source: RefSeq, a predicted model, not a curated record
GUUUUCCAACGAUGCCAGUCUGUCAAUCCACCGUAGCAUAACAACUCGUUAUCGUGUCAUCAAAAUUUCUCUUUUUGUUGUUUGGAUAAGAAUGUUUUAGCUCUGGCGAGGAUUUUAUUGUUGUUUCGCCGUCCAGUGAUACGAAUGACCAAAUCUAUCAGUUUACAACGUACACCCGGCAUCGAAAACUUUUUCUUUUCACUGCUCGUCAUUAGGUUCAAUAGUAGCAUAGCCUGCCUGCCAUCCAUGUGCUACGUUUUAGAAGAAUUGUUUGCUUUACUUUAUGUUUGCUUGUUGAAAGUGUGUUCCGUGUGAAUGUACCAUUCCUUCCCUCCUUUUGCCCGUAGUGUGUUGUGCAUUAUCGUCAUACUUUCACCUGUACAUUUUCUUUUAACAUAAAUUUGUUGUUCACGUUUCAUGCUAACUGCAGCAGCAGCAAGGCCAGGCUAUGUUUGCUAGAAUCACCUUUUACCCAUCACUGCUCUACAAUGUGAUGAUGGAGAAAAUCACCGCCAGAAACUGGUACGACCGUAUCGAUGAAAAUGUCAUCCUCGGUGCGCUACCAUUUCGCUCGAUGGCACAGGAAAUGGUAAAGAAGGAAAAUAUUAAGGCAGUCGUAUCGAUGAACGAAGACUACGAACUGUGGGCAUUUUCCAACAAUAAGACGCGUUGGGCGAAGCUGGGCGUCGAAUUUCUGCAGCUGGAAACGACCGACAUCUUUGAAUCACCGUGUCAGGAAAAGCUGUGGAAAGGAGUUAACUUUAUGAAUCGUUUUCUGCCGGCAAACGAUAAGAUGGUUCAGCUUCCAACCGCUGAGGGGCCACCGGUAGAAACUGGCACGAUAUACGUGCACUGCAAGGCGGGCAGGACGAGAAGUGCCACACUCGUAGGCUGUUACCUGGUCAUGAAAAAUGGUUGGAGUCCAGAGCAGGCGGUUGAGCAUAUGCGUGUCUGUCGACCACACAUAUUGCUACGAAGUAAGCAGUGGGAAGCGCUACGGUUAUUCCACCAAACGAAAUGUCCAUCAACGACACCGACGUAAUCCAUCAGCGCCUCUAAAAGCAUGCAACGAAAUCCUGACAGUAUAUGCUGUUUCGAAUGUUACUAUUUAGCAAUAUUAGUAUAACGGGAAGGGUGAACAGAAGGUGAUUAACAAACGCUGGUAGACAGUAUCGGUCCGUUUAACGUCGAUUUAUUUCAAUAUCGAACGUAUCGCGGUGAGCUCAGGGUCGAGACAGGAAAUUUACAAUAAAUUUGGUUUUGUAUUUGAUUUUA